AGAAAAACAAUGUAAGAAUAUGAUUUUAUAUACCUAUAUUCACAAGCUCAAAUGCACUCACAAAAUAUGUUUAAAACCAUCCCAUAAACAUUUUCAAAUAUCCAAAAGGUUUUAAACUCAAACACGAAGGAUUACGGGAAUUUUGGAAAAAUUAGGACAGUGGCACGGUACCCCCAGACGGUAGGGUAUACCGCCACACGGUACCCGUAUACCGUGAGACGGUACCCAGAAUGAGAAAAGCUUCGAACAACCAAAACGAGACCCAGGACAUGGAACAAAAUGUGGAGGCUCAGCAGGACCCGAUUAUGCCUGCGUUCUUGACGCAAGUUCUGCAGCAAAUGGCGAACGCGCCAAUGUUCCAGCCACCGCCUCCCAGGCAAAUCACGUUGAAAACGCUGAAGGACAAUGGUUCUGAAGAGUUCCAUGGGGAUAGGAUCUCUGAUCCCCAGAUUGCACUAGACUGGAUUGAACAGACAGAGAGAGUGUUGAAGAAUCUGAGUGUUCCAGACGCGAGACGUCUUGAACUUUCUUUCCAGCUCCUUCGUAAGGGAGCAUACGAGUGGUGGAAGCGCGCGGAUGAGAAAGCGCCUAAGCCUUGGACAUGGGAGCAUUUUGAUUGGGCAUUCAAGAAGGAGUACAUACCAGCUCGCUUCAGAGAGGAGAAACGCACGGAGUUCAUGGAGCUGAAGCAAGGAGACAUGACUCUCCCCGAGCUUCGACAAAAAUUCGAUCACCUAGCUCAGUUUGCGACUACACUGGUAUCCACGCCGGCAGAUCGUAUUGAAGAAUUUCGCAAGAGGCUGCGUCCCGACAUUCGGCCAUACGUGUCCAUCCUGACUACUACAGAUUUUUCUCAAGCAUACGAUUUGAUGGCCAAAGCUGAGAAAGACGUGGACGACUACAAAGCCAGUCUGAAAGCAGAAGAAGCAGGGCCGAGUACCCGCCCCACCGCGAGUGCCGCACCAAGUGCAAAAAGGCCCGCAGUUGAAGUUAGUAAUUCCUCUCAAGCAAAGAAAGGUAAGACAGUGGUAACCCAAACAGCGCCAGCCCAAUCGGUGGCGUCUAGUGGAAAGUCAAAGACGUCUAGGUUUCCGCCUUGUGCUACCUGUGGAAGGACACAUCCCGGUGAGUGUUGGUUCGAUCUAGGAUUAUGUUUGGGAUGUGGGCAGGCAGGUCACUUUCAAAGGAACUAUCCCACUAACCCAAGCAAUGCCCCAGUGCAAGCACCAACUCGCAGUCAAACAACCGCACCACAACCGACACAAAGUCAACGUACGACUGCAGGAACCAAUCAACAAAGGAACCAAAAUCAGCAACUAGGAAGAGCUCCAGCACGCACCUAUGCGAUGAUAGAUUAUGCAAACCCCCAGGAUAACGACGCUCACGAUGGUACACUUCGAAACUUAUCUUGAUAACGAUUAGUUAAAUGAUAUUUGUUCCCUAUGUGCUUAUCUGUGUGAACUGUAUGUGCACGUGUUUGAGUGGACGCUAGACUAAGGAAUUU
Molecule: messenger RNA, 1504 nt
Organism: Cuscuta campestris
Lineage: Eukaryota; Viridiplantae; Streptophyta; Magnoliopsida; Solanales; Convolvulaceae
Source: the annotation of a GenBank genome assembly